This is a messenger RNA of Myzus persicae (green peach aphid), 1370 nucleotides long. Its product is annotated as coiled-coil domain-containing protein 97. The record is from RefSeq and is a predicted model, not a curated record. Bases 195 to 1328 code for a protein of 377 amino acids. The transcript has 5 exons. NCBI's taxonomy places the organism in Eukaryota, Metazoa, Arthropoda, Insecta, Hemiptera, Aphididae.
AAAAUACAUAAUACUCAAUAUUCAUAUUGUACAAUAUUUACACGUUCAUUCAAAAAGCUAAAACUGUUAUUAUAAAAUAUAAAUACUUUUCUCAUAUGCAGUUAAUUAAUCAGUUGAUAUAAUUUUUCUAAUUAUUAUUAUUUGAUAUAGGUAUUUCAAUUAUAUUUAAACCGAGUAAUUAACAAAAUGCAUCAAUGAUGGACACGAUGAUGAUGGAAGACCUCCAAUUAGGAGUCCAAACAAUUGAUGAAAACUCUAAAACACUGCGACAGCAAAUAAUUGAUCAUAUUGUUUUAAAAGCUUUAAACAGUGACUUUAAAAGCCAAAAGAAGGACCAAUCAGAAUUUUCAAUUGAAGAAAGACAAAAAAUAGCUGAGGAUAUUUUAAAUGAUAGUCACUCAAAGUUUUUAUACAUCUUUGGUGAAUAUUUAAUAGAAGAUCACUUAGAAUACUUUAAGUCUGGAAAUUAUGAAAUACAUUUUCAUCUACACAGAUUAAGCCGAUUAAUAAAUUCUAAAAAAGUUAUUAGUAAAAAUCGACGUUAUCAAGCUAUGCUUGAACUCCUUAAAGGCGAUUACUUUAGUGAUAAUGAAAUGCGGAACAGGGAACCUUUACUUUGGGAGCAAUUGGUUGGUCAAUAUCUAUCUGAAGAAGAAAAAUUUAACUACGAUAAUCAAUAUUUAGCUCAAAAUUCGUUGACUGAAGUCUUAUUAGAACAAAUUGAUCGUGAUAAUAGAGAUUAUUUAAAACGGAAACAACAGAUAGAAGAAAUUCAUGAAGUAGAUGAUGAAAAAGACAAUAAUAAUGAUAGUGAUGAUAGUGAUAAUGAUGAUCAUUGUCAUAAUGAUAAGUCAAAUAAACCAUCAACGGCUAUGGAAGUUCAUAAACCUUCAGCUUUUUGGGGCGAGUAUAGUAAACCAAAAAUUGAAACAGUAAAAAUUGGCAAACGUCGAUGGAGAGAAGAUCAUUUCCCCAAUCUAGAACAGUGUAAUAAUAAAGAACUAAAUGAAAAAGAAAAACUUCUUUUAUUAAAUGAAUUUAAAUCUCAUAUGAUUCACAAAUUCCUUAGUGGCGAAGAAGAUUAUGAUUACAACAAUGUGGAUAAUAAUCCAGAAUAUGAUAACUUGCACAUAAAGUCCAUCGAUGAAGAAGACAAAUACUUUGAUUCAGAAAGUCCUAUUGAAGAAAUACCUGUUCUAAAAGAUGACAGUGAUGUAGAGGACCCUAUAGAAAGUGAUGAUGAAGAAGAUGAAUUAGAUACUUACAUGAAUAUGCUAAAAAAAAAUGAAAUAACUGAUAGUGUUGCAAAUAAAUUCAAAAAUUUAUAAAAUAUUAAAACUCCUAUUAUAUAUUUGAACUUUUCAUUAAGG